Messenger RNA from Electrophorus electricus (electric eel), 1362 nucleotides. It is a transcript of the gene dpcd, whose product is annotated as deleted in primary ciliary dyskinesia homolog (mouse). NCBI's taxonomy places the organism in Eukaryota, Metazoa, Chordata, Actinopteri, Gymnotiformes, Gymnotidae. The record is from RefSeq and is a predicted model, not a curated record.
CCGACAUCUUCUUGAGCGGAGGGUCAGCUUCAUGUGGUCGGUGUCUCUUCACUUUUGGGAAGGCUUUCACAAUACCAAACAUUUCGCAUGGUUGUGUCAAGGAACUUUUGCAUCAUGGCUGUACAAUGUUGGUCAGAUAUCUUGAAGACUUCUAAGAAAACGGCGUUAAUUUGUGAUGGAAAAAGGAAAAUACACUACUUGUUUACAGAUGGCAGUGAAAUGGCUGAAGAGUACGACAUGAAUACUGACGCACUUGUGUCGCGAAGGUUGCGCUCUAAAAACAACCUCGGAGGACAGGGCCAGUGGCGCACUGAAGUGGGUGAGACGAGCCACAACGCGAUGCCUUCCGUGGACUCAGACACGAUAAGCGAGAACAGCUCUAAUCCAUUGUUCGCGCGUAAGGACACAAAGAGCAGUUUCCGGUGGAGAGUUCGCAACAUUUCCUACCCCAUGGACACCUACAACGUUUCAGUGGAGACUGCGGAACGAUGCUGCAUCAUCCGGACCACAAACAAAAAGUAUUACAAAAAGUUCAGUAUUCCAGACCUCGACCGUUGCCAGCUGCCUCUGGAGAGCUCAGCCUUGAGCUAUACCCACGCCAACAACACUUUAAUCAUCAGCUAUAAGAAGCCCAAGGAGAUUUUAGCCCUGGAGCAGGAGCUGAUGAGGGAGCUGAGAAAACUGAAGGGGACCAAUGACGGAGACGUGGACUGCAAAACCCAGUGAACUGGCAUGGACUCUUCACUUUCUGAACUAUGGGAAUCUGUUCACAGCCUUUCUGUACAGCAUCUGUGUUGCCUUCUAUUAUGUAAAAGGUCUUUUACAUGUGUGGGCAAAGCAUGUAAUAGUAUCUUGCUGAAAUAGAUGUUCUCUUUUUCUUUUUUUCUUUUUUUUUGGUGGUCAUUUUGUUUCAGAUGUACAGGGAUUUUGAAGGCUUGUUAGAAGGAUCAUUUUGGAUGCUGUCCUUAACAACAAGGUGUGAAUUUUAUCUCAUCAGUUUAUUACAUAGUGUGUAGAAUCCUCUAAUUUGCUCCCUUCAUUUGUAGAAUACCGUUUUAUUCUCAGUGGUUAAUAACCAAAUGUGCAUUUCAGGAAGUUCACUUAUUUACUUUAAUGCAUUUUAACAUAUGUUUUGCAAGACAAUAACUUGUUCGACCAUAGGAGACAAGGAAAGGUUAGUUUGAUUUAACUGCUGUCAUCAAAAUGUAAAACUGUGUACUGUAGGGGAUGAAAUGGAUUAUUAAUGGAUUAUUUAUGAUUUGGUAGGUUGGUAAGUGAUUGUUUAUCAUAGCCAAUUCUCUACAGUCUUGUCAGUGUCAAUGAAUUGUAAAUCUAGGAAUAAAUACCUGCAAUUGCCUUUGA